Molecule: messenger RNA, 279 nt
Organism: Oppiella nova
Lineage: Eukaryota; Metazoa; Arthropoda; Arachnida; Sarcoptiformes; Oppiidae
Source: the annotation of a GenBank genome assembly
AUGGAUUCACGAAUUCGGCAAAAUAUACGGUUUCUGAACCAAACCACUGAUCUGGAGGUCCAAUGGAUUCACGAAUUCGGCAAAAUAUACGGCAUUUUUGAAGGCAAUCGACCCAUACUAACGGUGGCGGACCCGGAGCUUAUCAAAAGCAUUUUGGUCACAGAUUUUCAUCUGUUUAACGAUAAAGAGGCGAACCCUCUGUUCCACUCGAAAGCCCACCCAAUACUGGCCACGAAUAUCGAGGUAAAGGUGGGCGACGAGUGGCGCCGACAACGGGCG